GCUGUCCGGCUGGAGCCGAGGAGCUGGAUAUCGGCGGCGUUGCGGGACGUUUAAGCAGCGAUUGCGGACUGUAUUAAGAAGAUCGGGGCUGUACCACGAAAAAACCGAAAAUGCUUACUGAGAUUCCAGCGGUCCUCUCCAACAACAUGGAGCUCUCCUCUACUACCAAUCUUGGAUUUAUCCAUGCCUUCGUGGCUGCUAUCUCAGUCAUUAUUGUGUCGGAGCUUGGAGACAAGACCUUCUUUAUAGCAGCCAUAAUGGCAAUGAGGUAUAAUCGGCUCAUUGUACUGGCUGGAGCCAUGCUUGCCCUGGGACUCAUGACAUGCUUAUCAGUUUUGUUUGGGUACGCCACUACUGUUAUUCCCAGAGUCUAUACGUAUUAUGUGUCGACUGCGUUGUUUGCAAUAUUCGGUCUCCGAAUGCUUCGGGAGGGAUUAAAGAUGAGCCCAGAUGAAGGCCAGGAAGAGCUGGAAGAAGUUCAAGCAGAAAUCAAGAGAAAAGAUGAAGAACUUCAAAGAACAAAACUGCUAAAUGGGACCGGGGAUAUGGAAACCGGCGCUGGGCCAACAGUGCCCAAGAAAAGGUGGAUGCCGUGUAUAUCCCCAAUUUUUGUCCAAGCUUUCACACUGACUUUCUUGGCCGAGUGGGGAGAUCGCUCACAACUCACAACCAUCGUUCUUGCAGCCAGAGAGGAUCCUUUUGGUGUUGCUGUGGGGGGUACAAUUGGCCAUUGCUUAUGCACUGGUUUAGCGGUUAUUGGAGGAAGAAUGAUAGCACAGAAAAUCUCGGUUAGGACUGUGACGAUCAUCGGAGGCAUUGUGUUCCUGCUAUUUGCUUUCUCUGCACUAUUUAUCAGUCCAGAUUCUGGAUUUUAACGACGUCGCACUGUGGAUGGCUGCUCCCUUUUGUACUGUACUGCUGUAUAUAAUGUACAAAUUGUAGCUAGAAUGUAGCUCUAACUAUACAGAACUGCUCAAUCUCGGAGACUAUUUUUGGAGUCUUUAUGUAACCAUCUUAUUUAGGAGGGGGAUUUUUUGUUUUUUUAGGACUGUCAGAUUUUAGUCAUUCAGAGACCCUCCUCCCUAACAGAUUAUGAACUUGAUUCGUAUUGGACUUGGCAAUCUUUGGAAAGCUGUCAGUAUUGGAUAUAGGAGUAAGGAUGUAAUGUCCAUACUUUAUUCCAUCAUUCUUUCUUUAAGAUAGAUGUUAGUUACCUUCAUACUGUGAGGAAAUAGGAACUUAAACCUUUCCGAGUGUUGAAACCUAUGAAGAAAUAUUAAUCUAACCUGAAGUAGCCUAUUCCAGCUGUUGGAGGACUACCCACCCUUGCACCCAUCUUGUGCUGGCCCGUGGAAGCAUUUAGGAAGAUAUAGUCCUGCAACAGUACAUUGUAUUUCGCUGGCCUUGUUGUAUUCACUCUGUAAUGUGCAGGAAAAAUGAUCAAAAUGGUGCAAUUUGGCCUCCUAGAUGAUUGGUUGAAAUAAGCUAUUGGACUUAGAGCAAUGAAAUCACAACAAGGCUUCCUGUGUGGGUGGGACUGUACACCCCUUUCCUUUAAAUUUGGAAUAUUCCAUAGUUAGUCUUAAGGCCUCUUUUUCUUCAGUUCAAUUUGAACACGCACAUUGAUGUCUACGGCAGGCAGCUCAGGUGGUGAAAUGUUUCUCUGCAUGUGGGGGACCUUAUUUAUUAACACUGGACAAAUUUACACCUUGGCAGUAACUCAUGGCAACCAAUUACAUUUUUUCUUCCAAUGGUCCACCUACAGCUGGCUGCCAUAGGUACUGCCAUACGUAUAGAUUUGCCCAGUGUAUUAUAGGACUAGAGACAAAUUAACGGUCAUUGUGCCUUUAGUGAGAUUAUUCUGUUACAAUCACAUUCACUGUUCUGUGACCUUAAACAGCUGUUCUAUUCCCUUAGUAUUACAGAAAAGUAUUCCGCUUUCCUACUUGUAUUCAGGGGAAAAAGGCUUUUAUGUCUGGUUUGCUCCUCCCGGGCAUUUAUUGCUUCUUGAAAUGAACUUCUAUGGCUUAUACUGAGAGUAAAGGUAUAUGAAAUGUAUUUGUAUAAAAUAGUUAUUUUCUGUAUUGUUUGGUUUUGCACCAAUUCUGCGCUGAUGGAUUCUUUUUUGGGUUUGUGCUACUGAAAUGCCUUAGGGUUUUGUGUGUCUGAUGCAUUCUCCCAAUGAACAAGAUUGUUUGCUUGUUCUACAAAACAAAACCACACAACAACCUUAGAGAGGAGCGGGUAAAAUGUAGAGGAGGAGGGCAGCACCAUGAAGGAACGCUUGUUACUUCCUUACUGGUAAUAUUUUCUGCAUUUUGAGUUGACUGAUGCCAGCUGGACUGAGCUGCAGAUCUUAGAAUACUUCUGAAGUGGUUAGUUACCCUUUAAUCCGUUAAACCAAAUGUCUGAACGUGAAGAAAGAUGACUUAUUAUUAUUAUUAUUAUAGGUGAGCAACUUCUGCAUGGGAUGUAAUUGCUGAAAGAAGACACUAUAAUGUGGCAGGUAAAUGUAUGUGGAUCACUGAGGUGACAUGUCUGUGUAAGGAGGACACAUCCAUUACUUGAUAAAGGCGCAACCAGUUGCAUUCGAUUUCUGACUUCUUCCUCAAUUUUCUUUUUUAAAUAUACAAUGGCUGUAGCACAGGCUCGCCUACGAGAAACAGGGUUGCACAAUGUCAUAUUGGGGUGACCUUAGCUUUAUCCUCAUCAAUAUCCUUUUGUCACAGGGUUUAUGAUAACACUUUUUUUUCAGUCUAUGGAGGCAGCUGGAAUGGCUGUAACUGGGGUAAUGUCACAAAGGUCACAAAGUCUGUGCCAGGUCUAGUAUCACACCACAGCCUUUUGGAUGUUUCCAACAGGUAAUCUGUAAAUGCUUCCUGCUGAUUGGGUACCAUGGGUUACUAGACCUGGACAUGUUUACAUUGCCCUUUAAAGUGUUACAAUAAUACGAUUUAUGAAUGAAUUAUGUCUUAUAGCGUGCCAUUCCAAAGGCUUUGUUAAUUGAAGAACCUUUUUUUGCUGAUACUUUGAGGGGGGAAAAUGGUUGUAAAUUAUUAAAACUAUUUUUAAGUGA
Molecule: messenger RNA, 3076 nt
Organism: Xenopus laevis (African clawed frog)
Lineage: Eukaryota; Metazoa; Chordata; Amphibia; Anura; Pipidae
Gene: tmem165.L
Product: transmembrane protein 165 L homeolog
Biological process (GO): calcium ion transmembrane transport; calcium ion transport; Golgi calcium ion transport
Cellular component (GO): Golgi apparatus; membrane
Molecular function (GO): metal ion transmembrane transporter activity; calcium ion transmembrane transporter activity; manganese ion transmembrane transporter activity
Source: RefSeq, marked provisional